AUGGGUGCUACAGGUCUAAAACUGCUUCAUAAACAGAGCGCAGCAAGCAGGGCAGAACUGCACAGUGUAUGUAAUGCAGACUGGAACGAAAUAGAACUUCUCUGCGAGAAGGAAGGCGACCUCUGCGGGAUUGCUGUUCCUGCAGAGACAAAGGAGGAGAAAGGCCCCAGAUCAGGCGAUAAUUCUCCUUGUCGGGGACCCCGUCCAACCCCAGACAUAAACCAGCAGCCAAGGCUACUCAAGUUUGGGGAAGAAGCGUCCCCAAUUACUAUAUCCAUAGUGAAGUGCCCAGGCCUCCAUUAUGAAGAGCAUAUGCAAUCCCCACAAGGCUGUCAUAUGUCGCUGCACCCGCCUCUCCACAUGAUGCAGCAAACAUUAGUCCCCUCGCAGCAGGGCAGCUCCUAUAGGAACCCCCUUGGGGAGGAAGCUGGGGAAGUCGGCAGUAAAGGGGCCCUUGAGAGCUUCGGUCCGACGUUCGCUACAGAAUUAUUAGCAGAUAUUGAGCUAGGUGGAGAGAUUGGAUCUCCUGCCAGUGAUGGUGGUGCCGCACUGGCAGCAGCGGCAACGGGAGCCACUGCCGUUAUCGCUGCACCAUGCGCCUGCAACCACUCUACACAGGCCCCCCACAGCAACUUCUUUUGCCUAUAUGGGCCUCAACAAGUAUUCGGUGAGAUGCCUCCGUUACGAAACAAAGCCGAGACACCAAUGUUUAUGGAUCCACACGAAUAUGGUGCCCUUCGAGGACGGAGAACGGGAAAAGUGCGUUCAGAACAGAGCCCUAAUUGUUGUUGUAAGAAAACAAAAAAGGCAAAGGCUCACUUAGAAGGACAUCUCACAACGCAGUAA
Molecule: messenger RNA, 846 nt
Organism: Cyclospora cayetanensis
Lineage: Eukaryota; Apicomplexa; Conoidasida; Eucoccidiorida; Eimeriidae
Exons: 4
Coding region: 1-846 (281 amino acids)
Source: RefSeq, a predicted model, not a curated record